Fusarium sp. VM40 is the source of this 330-nucleotide messenger RNA. The record is from the annotation of a GenBank genome assembly. Lineage: Eukaryota; Fungi; Ascomycota; Sordariomycetes; Hypocreales; Nectriaceae.
AUGGGCAAAACAAGCAAUUUCUGCGCCUCCUGCUCUCUUAUAGACUUUUCCGUCCUUUUUACCGAAGACCGCAAGUGUUUCGAAGUGGGCACCCUUGCGGUUAUAGCCACGAGAACGGAUUGUCCCUUUUGUCGCUUCGUGACACAGAUUGUCGAGACGACCUGGGCCAAAUGGAAAGACGAAGUUUGGGAAUCCUCUAUGUCAAACAGCAUCACAGUUUGGGUCAAGACAACUCUCUGGGCUCACUAUGGCUACCGUUCAGGGGAGGAUCCACCACAUUUUCGAUAUCGACCAUCACUUGGAACCGACUGGACACCAGACACUCGUUAG